UGUACAGUUUUAAACUCUGUCUCGGCAAACUACUUUGAAUCCCUUACCUUUUACAAAACACCUAAAGUUUAUUUUACUGAAUAUUUAGCUUAAUCUUUUGUUUGUCCUGUUUUGAAAUACGUGUAAUUACAAAACCGAUUAAAACAGGACGUCUGAUGAAUGGUAAUGUUUUGUUCAAUAACGAAAGAGCUAGAACAUUUAAUGAGCAAGCAACCGAACUCAAAAGAGAUUUAUCCACUAGCUCCUCCCUCCAGCCGACGUGCACAUUCUGAUGGUGCCUGAUUACAGGCUGCGCGAGGACUUUCAUGUGGAUGCUCCCAGUUACUUGCAGACUUUGGGGAAUCACUUCCUGGAGUCCGCCGCAGACAGCGAGCUCUGGCUGUGCUCAUCACCUACUCAAACCCGGCGAGUGGGGGCGGACAGGCGGGCGGAGCCACGCUUUGGAAGUGACGCCCGGAGUUGCGCAGGCAACGCCGUGCGAGGGAGGCUCCCUCGGCUGCGCCCGCCCGGGCCAGGCCCCUCGGUCAGGCCCGCCCCACUCGGCUACUCCACCCGCUCGGGGCCUCGGCUGCCGGCCCACGCCCGAGAUUUAAGGUCCACUAGUUUUACGCUUGACACCAGUGACUUUUUCUCCGCCUCUGGCUGGGACGUUUGGGGACUUGGCUCGCACUCGGUGAGUUUUGCUGUAACUCCCGCUGAAAUUAACCUGCUCGCGAAGGCCCCCAGAAGCUCAAGCCGCGAGUGUUGUGACAAAAGACUCGCCUGCCUGUCAACCAAGAUGAUCAGAGAACUCCCACCCAGUCCGAACUCACUGCUCGUGAAUAACUGCUGCUUGUAAUGCCGGGUGGGCCGGGAGUCUCAACAGACGCUGCUGUGGGUGUAACGUGCACCGAGGUCCAGAUUCCUUCCAGAUUGCAGCAGUGUCUACCUCUGAAACAUCUCUGAAGUCUUCCUCAGCAUCCUGCCUGUGGCCCCCUUCACAAUCACAGUUCAUGUUCACGGAAAGAGCCACGUGGUGUAGCUGUAUGAAGCUGUGCACAGAAUUUGAUGAAGAAUGCCAGGCUGGAAGAACUUCGAUGUGCCAGUGCCCUCCUAUAGUGUGUUCUGUUCUUUUGCAAUCCCAGGGAAGAUGGUGUUAGAGAAGAAUAUUGUGUGAAAUAAGAUCUUUUCUCAUUUUGUAUGACCAACAUGUAUUAAUACAGACAUCUCUUCUACAGAAUACAAAGUUCUAUAGUUUUGAAGAAGCAAGCUCCCAUUUAUAACAGACCUAAGUGGACAUGAGAAUGUUUGUUAGUGGCAGGAGAGUCAAAAGAUGGCAGUUUUUUCAGUUAUUUGCCACUUGUUUUAUAUUAAGCUUCAUGGUUUUUUGGGGACCACUCGAAAAUUCUAUUGUGAACCACAUGAAGUCCUACUCUUACAGAUACCUCAUAAACAGCUAUGACUUUGUGAAUGAUUCCCUUUCUCUUAAGCACAGUUCAGAGCAGUCCCACUACCCGUACUUGAUUAAUCACAAAGAGAAGUGUCAAGCUCAAGAUGUCCUCCUUUUAUUGUUUGUGAAGACUGCUCCUGAAAACUAUGACCGGCGUUCUAUAAUCAGAAAGACUUGGGGUAACGAGAAGUAUGUUCAGUCUCAACUUAACGCCAACAUCAAAACCCUUUUUGCCUUAGGAACUCCGGGUCCACUGAAGGGAGAACUGCAAAACAAACUGAUUAGGGAAGAUCGGGUAUACAAUGAUAUAAUCCAGCAAGACUUCGUUGAUUCUUUCUACAAUCUUACUUUAAAAUUACUUCUUCAGUUCAGCUGGGCAAAUACCUUCUGUCCACAUGCCAAAUUCCUGAUGACUGCUGAUGAUGAUAUAUUUAUUCACAUGCCAAAUCUUAUUGACUACCUUCAAGAUUUGGAACAGAUUGGCGUUCGAGACUUUUGGAUUGGUCGUGUUCAUCGUGGUGCCCCUCCUAUUAGGGAUAAAAGCAGCAAGUACUAUGUCUCCCCUAACGUGUACCAGUGGCCAGCUUACCCUGACUACACUGCUGGUGCUGCCUACGUCAUCUCCGGCGAUGUGGCUUCCAAAGUCUAUGAGGCAUCACAGACACUGAAUUCUAGUCUUUACAUAGAUGAUGUGUUCAUGGGCCUCUGUGCCAAUAAAAUGGGGAUAGUGCCACAGGAGCAUGUGUUUUUCUCUGGUGAAGGAAAGGCUCCUUAUCACCCUUGCAUCUAUGAAAAGAUGAUGACCUCCCAUGGACAUGUACAAGACCUUCAGGACCUCUGGAAGGAGGCUACAGAUGCUAAAGUGAAAAAUACUUCCAAAGGUUUCUUUGGUCAGAUAUACUGCAGGUUAGUUAAGAUAGUUCUCCUUUGCAGACUGACCUAUAGGGAUACGUAUCCUUGCAGGGCUGCAUUUGCCUAAUAGUACUUGAAUACUACAGUGUGUUCACUGUCACUGAGCCAAACUUGGAUGGAAAAUCUCUAAAUGUUUGCCUAUAACCUAAGUAAGCUGAAUUGAGAGACAAAGAGAUAAAACCCAGGGCAUCGAUAUAUUUCCGUGAUUACAGAAACUAUUCAAUGUGACAUCUAAUUCAUAGCUUAUAUUCAUUACCGGGAAUUCAUAUUUUAAAAAGAUUUACAUUAAGAGCAAAACUAAAGCAAAAUUCAAGUUCUCAUUUAAUGUCACCUAUAUGUUUGAGGUGUGGAAAACUGUUGAGAAGCUGGUGUCAAAAUGAUGGCUGUGGAAAAUAACAAGCAAAUGUUUAAUUUAGCAUUUCUAAGAAAUUAAUAUAUUUUUAGAACAGGUAUUCCAGUUUAUUUUUAUUAAAGAGCACUUGGAGGUGGUGGAAGCAGGCGGCAUAGGAGAAAAUACACAAAUCUUACUCUGACGAGGAAUAUAGGAAAAUGUCUACAAUUUCACUAUAAACAGUUAAAUCACUUAAUGGUGACACUCUAGCUAUUUAUCUAGAUAAUGUUAGCAUUAUUUAAAAUAUGUUUGUAUAUUGUUCUCAAAGUUUAAUGUGAAAUUUGAGGAAAGUCGUUACCUUGACUCUACCUGGUACUUUAUGUGGGUCUUCUCUCCUAAAAUUAUAACUCCGUGUUGCCCAUGGGUCCUUCUCUGGAGAGAAAUCAUUGUCAAUUCUAAGCUGAUUUUAAUUUAAUGAAUUAUUCAGUUGGUUGUAGAAUAUUAAAUACUGAUCUGUGUUUAAGGUAAUUGUUUGAAUACUGUUACAUAAUGAAACAUAAUAAUGGAAGAGACUUCGAAAGGAAGGAGAGCCAGAGAUGUAACUCAGAACAUCAAAAAGAAAAAGGAAAUCAAAAACUUCUUUCCCUUAGCUUGUAAAAUAUUAUGUUGAUGUCAGAAUUGUUGAACUCACAGCUAAAAUCAGCUCACAGCUUACCAGCAGGAUCUCACAGACCGUGGCAUUUCGUUCCCUGUAUACAGUUUCUGAGCUUUGAAUCUGCUCUAAUAUCUAAAACAAUUCAUUCCUUGGCUAUUGGUUUAUCUUUUAAAUAUUUCAGACUUGGAAGCAGAAUAAAAGUGGUAGAGAAAUGGA
Messenger RNA from Nannospalax galili (Upper Galilee mountains blind mole rat), 3543 nucleotides. RefSeq names its product UDP-GlcNAc:betaGal beta-1,3-N-acetylglucosaminyltransferase 5 (gene B3gnt5). The record is from RefSeq and is a predicted model, not a curated record. Gene Ontology annotation, biological process: brain development. The transcript has 4 exons. NCBI's taxonomy places the organism in Eukaryota, Metazoa, Chordata, Mammalia, Rodentia, Spalacidae. Gene Ontology annotation, cellular component: membrane. The coding region runs from base 1278 to 2408 and encodes 376 amino acids.